AUGCUGUCUACUUGGAGAAUCGCCAGCCGAAAGGCUGCUUCCCGUGGCGCUAGCAUGCGCACCGUGAUCGCUGGUGCCAGAUAUGCUUCGACCUGGUCCAACGUGCCUCAAGGCCCCCCCGAUGCUAUUCUGGGUAUUACCGAGGCCUACAAGGCCGAUUCCUUCAACGAGAAGAUUAACCUUGGUGUUGGUGCUUAUCGUGACGACAAGGGCAAGCCCUAUGUCCUGCCCUCCGUCCGUGCCGCCGAGGACAAGGUUGUCGCGACGCGCCUGGAUAAGGAGUAUGCUGGAAUCACCGGUAUUCCUUCCUUCACCAAGGCUGCUGCCCAGCUGGCCUAUGGUGCCGACUCUGCCGUUCUCAAGGACGACCGCCUCGUCAUCACCCAGUCUAUCUCCGGUACCGGUGCUCUGCGAAUUGGCGGUGCUUUCCUCCAGCGCUUCUACCCCCACGCAAAGAAGAUCUAUCUGCCCAACCCCAGCUGGGCUAACCACGGCGCCGUUUUCAAGGAUGCCGGUCUGGAGGUCGAGAAGUACCGCUACUACAACAAGGAUACCAUUGGUCUCGACUUUGAGGGUCUGAUUGCCGACCUGAAGGCUGCCCCCAGCAACAGCAUCAUCCUGCUCCAUGCUUGCGCUCACAACCCUACCGGGGUCGACCCUACCCAGGACCAAUGGCGCCAGAUUAGCGACGUGAUGAAGGAGAAGGGCCACUUUGCUUUCUUCGAUAUGGCUUACCAGGGCUUCGCUAGCGGAAACGCUGAUACCGAUGCCUUUGCCCCCAGACACUUCGUGAAGGAGGGCCACAACAUCGCUUUGUGCCAGAGUUUCGCCAAGAAUAUGGGUCUCUACGGUGAACGUGUCGGUGCCUUCUCCAUUGUCUGCGAAUCGGCCGAGGAGAAGAAGCGCGUCGACUCCCAGAUCAAGAUCCUCAUCCGCCCUCUCUACUCCAACCCUCCUGUGCACGGAGCUCGUGUGGCGUCUGCCAUCAUGAACGACGCCGCUCUCAACGAGCAGUGGCUGGGUGAGGUUAAGGGCAUGGCUGACCGUAUCAUCGAGAUGCGUGCUCUCCUCAAGAAGAACCUGGAGGACCUUGGCAGCAAGCACGACUGGUCCCACAUCACUAGCCAGAUUGGCAUGUUCGCCUACACCGGUCUUAAGCCUGAGCAGAUGGAUGUUCUUGCCAAGGAGCACUCCGUCUACGCCACCAAGGACGGACGUAUCUCUGUGGCUGGUAUUACCUCGUCCAACGUGAAGAGACUGGCUGAGUCUAUCUUCAAGGUGACCGGUUAA
Molecule: messenger RNA, 1290 nt
Organism: Aspergillus ochraceoroseus IBT 24754
Lineage: Eukaryota; Fungi; Ascomycota; Eurotiomycetes; Eurotiales; Aspergillaceae
Product: putative aspartate aminotransferase
Exons: 6
Coding region: 1-1290 (429 amino acids)
Biological process (GO): L-aspartate catabolic process; biosynthetic process
Cellular component (GO): mitochondrion
Molecular function (GO): pyridoxal phosphate binding; L-aspartate:2-oxoglutarate transaminase activity
Source: RefSeq, a predicted model, not a curated record